AAUCAAAAUCACGUCGGCAUGCUGCCAGAUGCGAUGAAGUUGAGCCUGGGUAAAUCAAUUAAUGAUAUUCGUCUGCUGAAUCGACGGCUUAAGGCGCGAGAAGAGCUGGUUUUAUUACUUCUUAGCCAGGCGCAAGCAGUACAACUCAGGCUACAGACGAUGCAGCAAUAUCAAGAGGAAGUGCUCAGCCUCUCAGAGAUCGCAACACGAACCACAAAGACAGGCCUUGUUGCCGCUGGAAACGGCAGCGUUAGUUCUACUACUGCCAUUUCAACUGGCCGGUCCGCUGGUCAUCGGCAAUUGUUGCUCUGCUUGGCAGCCGAAAACAAGCAGGUGGAACAAUUGCGUCUUGAGAACAGUACAUUGCGUAAUUCACUUGAAGAGCAUCAAGCCGUUCUUGAGAUGAUAAUGGCUAAAUAUCGUAGCCAAGUUUCCAAGUGCCGUAACAUUUGUGGGCGAUAA
Protopolystoma xenopodis is the source of this 462-nucleotide messenger RNA. Lineage: Eukaryota; Metazoa; Platyhelminthes; Monogenea; Polystomatidea; Polystomatidae. The record is from the annotation of a GenBank genome assembly.